Molecule: messenger RNA, 22316 nt
Organism: Brassica napus (rape)
Lineage: Eukaryota; Viridiplantae; Streptophyta; Magnoliopsida; Brassicales; Brassicaceae
Product: WD repeat-containing protein 43
Exons: 10
Coding region: 91-921 (276 amino acids)
Biological process (GO): maturation of SSU-rRNA from tricistronic rRNA transcript (SSU-rRNA, 5.8S rRNA, LSU-rRNA)
Cellular component (GO): nucleolus
Source: RefSeq, a predicted model, not a curated record
CCGUAGCUUUUAACUAGUAUGUAGUAGUGGAAACUUGAACCCUAAACCCGCGUCGUCUCUCUCUUCCGCUUCUCUCGUCCAUCGCCGACUAUGGCCAAAGAGAAACUGAAGCCUCUUCCCACCUCAGAUGGAGGUGAAAUCGCCGAGACUCCUCCCCGAGAGAAGAAGCAUAAGAAGAAGAACAGGAAGCGAGCUGAGCCUGGUCCCGACUUACCUCCAACGCGUGAUUACGGUGUUGAUGAAGAUAGAGAUGGAGUGUUGGUAGACGACGCUCACAACGAGCCCACGAUGGGUGAUAAGUUAUCGAGUCUUAACUUACUAGGUGGAGAGAAAGUUAUCACUGAGGAUUCUGCUCCGAGUGAUGAUAAGCCUCCUACUGCAGCCUCUGUGAACGUUCUUCUGAGACAAGCAUUGCAUGCUGAUGAUCGGUCUCUUCUACUUGAUUGCUUGUACAACCGAGAUGAACAGGUGAUUGCUAACUCCGUUGCUAAGUUGAAUUCAGCAGAAGUACUCAAGCUUUUGAAUUCUCUUUUACCAAUACUACAAUCAAGGGGUGCAGUAUUGGCUUGUACGAUUCCGUGGAUAAAGUCUCUGUUACUUACUCAUUCCAGUGGGAUUAUGUCCCAGGAGUCAUCCUUGCUCGCAUUAAACUCCAUGUAUCAGCUCAUCGAAUCUCGGAUAUCAACUCUUCACACUGCUGUACAAGUUUCAAGCGAAUUGGACUUGAUUGUGGACGACUUGGAUGAAGAAGAAGAAGAAGAUGAAGGUCCUGUGAUCUAUGAGGACAAGGACAGCGAUGAAGAAGAAGGAGGAGCAGGAGCAGAGGAAGCAAUGGAGACAGAUGAAGAGGGAGACGAAUCAGACGAUGAAGAUGCUGAUGGUGUCAAUAGUUUUGAAGAUUUUGACGACAUGAGCGAUUGACAAGACUUCCUUAAAACGGAAAGAGUUUUGAUUUGUGUGAGGCAUAUUUGAUUGUUAGAUGUUAUGAAGGUACAAGUCUCGGCACGAAUUUUGUAAUACGCAAUGUUUCUAUCAGUUGGACUUUGUCCUGACAAAGAGUUUAUUUUUUCUUAAAAAAUUUUGACGGCAAUAUGAAAAGUAUAGAAUUUACAAUUUCCAAUAAGUUAAAUAAACCCAUUUCGAAUCAUUUACAAUUUUAAUAAAGUAAUAAAGCUCAUAGUGAUGAAGUUCAUUAUCUCAGUUUGCUUUUGGUCCAUUAAAAGCAUGGUGAGUCACAGAGUGAACAGAGUGAUUUUUUGCUUUGGAGGAUCCCACUUUGGUGGGUGUGAUCACAAGACCAAAAGCAUGGCCUUCUUUCAAAGGUCAGAGCAAUCAGAUUAUGAGAAAGCUGUCAGGUCUAGAAUGGUGGAAAUUGGUUAUGGAAGAGCAGAUAAUUAAUAGAGGGACUUUUCUCGUUGCACAAAGCGUAACAAAAGAAAAGAGCGUUGGUGAUAGAGUUUAGAUAUAUGAAACUCUAAGAACACUCGCUUAUAAUUCCAAUAGAAAUGAAUAAAGCUUUGAGUAUGAAACAAACUAGACUCUCAUGGCGAUUCCAGCUUGAAGCAACGAGAGAGAUAGACUCAUAGCGUCUAAAUAAUCAACAUCAAAGCAUAAAAAAACAGAAUGAACAACAAUUCUAUUAUUAAAGAAACGAUGAUUCGUAACGGCAAAGACCCUUUUUCCAUCCGCAGAUUUUCUUUUUCAUUUAACUUGCGAUUCAACGUCUCUUGCCACGUCAUCCUUGCUCUGUUUCUCAACUCUGUAAUUAUUCUUUCUCACGUAAGCCUUAUGGUACCUAUCAGUUUGACACAAUCUUAUGUGGUGCAAGGUGCUCCUAGAUGGCUGGCGAUUUAUAUAUGCAUGCCACAUCCCACCACUUCACUCCAGAAUGAGACGCGUCGCCAGAUGUAGCUUUGUGAGAUAGGGAAUGCUGCCAGCCCAUCCAUGAUUUGUGCAUGGUAUAGAAAACGAUGGAUCAUAAAUGCGAGAAGCCUUGAAAAAUAGAGCACAACUGAAGAACAAUUUGUCUAUAUGGCGAGCGGACAGAAUGAGGAGUUCAGUGUGAAGGCCGGCCAAAACGUGGGCCAAGCACAAGUCAGUGGUCUAUAGUUCAGUUUCCCCAUUACUUGUCACUUUUUUAUUAAUAGAAGUGUAAAAAAUGAAAAUUCUUAUGUUUGAUAUCAAGUGAAGAGGGAUGAUUAGAAAGUGGACAACAACACCAACUCUUCUCAAACUUCUGGCUUUCUCCAGCAGAAAGGGGAGAAGGUGAAGAGCAUGGCUCAAAGAGCAUCAGAGGCAGUGAAGAACAAACUGGGGAUGAACAGUGACAACGACAAUGAUUAUAAGAACAAGAACCCUUUGGACAGGAAUAAUCCUAACAACACAACCUGUCCAAGCAUGCCUGGUCAUCUUCCUUCCGAUAUUUAACUUUGUUUUCUUCACAAAACGCAUCUUUUCGAAUUCCACUAGACUCUCUGUAAUAACAAUAAAAGGGAUCCACACAAUACAUUCAACCCAACACAUGUUCAAACCUGGCUUCAGUCUUUGGAAUUCAAAAUAAAAAGAAGACAUGUUGAGACUUUGGUUAUAGUCUUCGGAAUGAUCUUUCUAUCUCAAAAACCGGUUUACACUUAGGUAGUUCCACCCCAGCCCAGGCCAGCUACUGUUCUUUUCACAUGUUUUGAUGGUAGACAUUGCAAGUGCAUUCAUUGGAUCAACAAACUUCUUUAGCAGAGGAUCAUCAUUAUUGCCGCAUCUCAUCUGACACGAGCACCACCACAUUCACCGCCUGCAUCAACAGUACCUACAAUGCUUUCCUCACAAGAUUCCGUGCUCCUUUCAUGUCAUCUCUCUCUUUAUCGCUUAUAUGGCUGGAAUCACCGUAUGCUCCAUCAGUGGAAGGAUUCCCUCAAUCAAUGGAAUUUUCAGAGACGUUUCAGUUUGUUUGUCAGAGAUCUGCAACAGGGGAUGGUGAUGAUGAUAUUCUCAAAUUUACAGAAAAUGCAGAAAACAGGUUAGGGUAGACAUGAAAGCUGAGAAAAGCUCCCACUAACACAUAAACAAGUACCAUCAAAAACCAAACAAAAAGAGAAAAAGAGUUGUUUUGGUGGAGAAACAUGUAGAGAGAAGUAAAAAUACAUUUAGUAUGGAACAUUUCUAAACUUCUAUUUCGUCCCACAUCGGUUUCUUGACUCAAAAUUGUGUUGUUUAUAUAAGUCCUUCAAACAGUUACUGUACGUCGAGCUCAGUAACAAGGGCUUGUGACCCAUGUGGGGACAACAAGUUGGUUGAACACUGGCUCGGUCCACAGGUCGGAUCUGUUGUGGCACUGUUCUGGGCUGCCCAGUCCAAGCCGAGAGUGAACCGUGUGUGUUGAGCGAAGGCUUGGCUCAGGCGGUUCCUAAAGUGGAGGGCAAUGCGCUAGGCUGGUUUCACAGAGCAGCGAUCACCUCCCUCUUUCGGUAGUGGACAGAUCACGGCUUAACGUCACUCAGGUUCACCAUGGCCUGCUGGCUCGUACCCAGCUGGACAACCAUUUUUUUUGUUAACCAAGUUUCAUCUCCUCCAUUAUUAUUUUUUUUUCACAUUUUUUUCCUUUCAUCAAAUUCAGUUGAUACGGAAAAUGCAGUAACGCUGAUAAAAUCUGAUUAAAAACAAAAAUGAUUCGCAGUCAAAUUAGCCUAUCACGUAUGUUAAAAAAUGAUUCAACGGCUCUGCCUAAAAUGCAUUAGUUCGGUUUGGAGUUAGGUUAGAUGCUAACUUAAGCAACAUGAUCUCUUCUUAACCCUUGUUAUUUUACUAAUCUUCUUGGUUCAAAAUUAGGCGGGAAGGGUUAUCGGAGCGGUGACAAUGGGGAGGAGAGGGCGUGUGAGUUAAGUUAAUCUCCGACGCUUAAACCGUAAUUCUCGCCUUGUAAACAAAAUAAACAAUAUUAUGAAAAAAUGGUCAAUGUUAAAAGACAAUAUCAAAUGGGAUUAUUAUCCUCUCGGUAAAUUUGACCGACUUGACAUAUUAUUAUAUGUAUUUCUUCUCAGAACUAUCUGAGUAUUUCCUCUCUUUCUACGUUCAUUUCACACACUCAUGCUAAAUAUAUAUCUAUCCUCUUUAUCACUCGUUGUCUUCUCCACUUUUCACAUAUGUACAUAAGACAAUAAUAAUACUAUAAUAUAACUAUAACCAUCGCCUAUUAUUUACAACACGUUAUCAGCACGACCUCUCAUAUACCGGUAAAAUCCAUCAAUCCGGAAGUUCUAACCAAUCAAAGCUUGUCAGUCCGAAAGUUCUUAAACCAGCCGAGGUAAUGUUUAAAUUUAUGUAUUUCAAUAUAUUUGAUUUAUUUAAAUUUUAUUAUUAUUCUGAAGUAAGAGGCUAGACCCUCUCUGUUUAUUUUUCGGGAUGAUAGGCACUGCAUUUCCCGACUGAUCGUUAUGGUAGGCUAUGCCUUCACGAUCAGAGAAACACGUGAUAGACUUUGCCUCCGUGAAUAAAAAGAAAAGGUCAAAAAUGGUAGACUAAGUCUCCUCGGACCUUGAAAUAAGUAAAAAUCAAAAUAGUAGACCAUGUCUCCUCGGACUUUGAAAAAUAAUGAUUAAUAUGGUAGUCUAUGAUUCCUCGGAUCAUGUGAUAGGGUAAGCCUCCCGAUUUUAUUUAUGUAAUUUAAUUUUUGUCUUUAUUUUAAGCCUUUAAUUUCUGAAUUUAAAUUAUGCAUUUAAAUUCCCGUUUAUAUAUAUUAUUAUUCUAUGAAUAUCAUAUCGAAUUUGAUAGAGCUCAAAAUAAAUGCCCAAUUUUUUACCCCGAAUAAAAUUAAAGAAAAAAAUAAAUUAAUGAAAGUUUUCUUUAUGAAUCACUUCCGAACGGUAUGGUUCGAUUUUGUUUAGAUACUAAAGAUUUUUUUUUUUAAUUUUAGAUCAUGCUUCUGAAAAGAUUCGACAUAUUUUUGUAUAGGUAUACCUAUAGGAGAAAAAAUGUAAAAAUUUUAGUAAGUUCUUAGGUAUUAAGUUAAUCGGAGAAUAUUACGAGAAAUAUAAGAUCUGGGCAGUGGGUGCAGAGAUGCAUCUGAAUGAAAAUGAGCUUUUAGAAAUCAUCGAUAUAUAAACUAUAUCUGAUGAGAAAAGGGUAAAGCCAUGAUAAUUUACACUACUUCAGUGAUGGUUUAUAAGAUGAGGUGUAUCAUGAGUAUCAUGAGAAAGAUCAAGAAGGUCUUUGAGUAAUUAAAUCUUUCAAAGAAAGGAUUCGCCAAUUUGUUGGAGUUGAUGUAAAUCCUCCAUAAAAUUUUAAAAGAAAAAAACUCAUGAUACUAAACCAUCAUGUACGUCCUACUAGAAAAUGACGAAGGUAUGGAUGCGGUAGAAACCGCUAUCGUGGUCGUGGAAGAGGACGAGGAAGAAGAUUCCGUCCAUGUGAAAUAAUUAGAACUUCCACGAAAAAUGAAAGUGGUCGGAUGAUAAAAGGCAAACAGAAAAUGUUUGUUAUAGAUACGACCAGAAAGAAAAUUGGGUACAUAGUUAUCGUACACUCAUCUCUUAUGAGCCCAGACCAUCUUUUCAUGGCUUGAAUACUCAUCUUGAUGAUUCAGAUUUUCUGGUUGGUCCAGAAAAUAAAAAUAAAAUAUCGAUGCGAUAUGAAAAUUAUUUUUCUGAAGAAAUUUUGAGAUUCCGGAUGGAGAUAGACAUACUUGGCAGAUAUUUGGUCAUCGUACAUGGUAACAAAUAUCUAUUUUUUCUCAAAAUAAAUAAGUAUAGUAUUUAGUAAUAUAAACAUAUUAUUGGCUCUAGAAGAGCUUAUGAUGAAAAGACAUGCAUAAGAAGAAGAUGACAAAAUUAUAAAUAAGUGGUAAACCUAAAGUUUACUGAUAUAUGACCAUCUCCAAUAAUGUUAUCAACAUUAUUGUGAAAUGUUGAAAAAUUAGAAGUUUUUCACAUAUAGCAUGUCAAGAAAAUAAAGGAAACCAUCAUGGGUGAUGAAUCAUCAAACAAGUUCACUAUAUGUGAUUUCUUUAAGCAGACCCCAAAUUAAGAUCUCACUCUAAAGGAUUUGAAACAUAAUUCAUCCCAAAUGGGAAAAGUGAAUAUGUUAUUGGUUCUAGAGUGAGAUUAGAUUUUAGACAUGGAGUGUCAUCAUCUCGAGGGGGAGAAUUAAAGAAUCGUAGUAAGUGGAACAUUGAAAAAAUUAUGUUCGCACUCGAAAAAGAACUUGAUAAAGUAAAUUCAAGUAAGAUGAUCCCCAUGAUCGGGUGUAAAAAUGCAGUUGUGCAUGUAAUAAAGACAUAUACAAUCCAAAAGGAUAAAGUAUAUGGAUAAUUAGAAAUAUGCUCGCAAGUUUGUUAGAAACAUAUGAUAAGCUGAUGGAAUGAGAUAUGUAAAUCCAUUUACAAAAUGCAUGCCAGACAUUUUGAUGAAAUAAUGAAAUCUCAUAUUCCUGCUGAAAAUGCUCCAAUAAUAAAAUGUGUCAUAAGCGGAUGAUAUAUGAGUCUAUGUCACGCUAGAGACGUGAUAGACCACUUUGGUUCCAAAGAAUCCUUGAAAAGGAGCAAAUAUAUGAAUAGAGGAUGAAUCUCAUGAUGAGGCCGUUGAUAUGGUUAAUAUAAUAGUCAGGUACCUGGGUAAAUCAUUGAUGAUGAUAAAAAGAUCUCGAUUAACCAUAUCAGUACGGAUAAAAAGAUGGAAACCAAAGAGAAAAUAGAUUGUCGACAAGAAAAUGAAAAAAAUCGCUAUAUAAAUAAGGAUUAUGAAUCUACCUCUAUGUAUGAGGGUAGAGUGAAUUGAUUGGCCAUCAAUUCGAUGUAAAGCUCGUUAGAAAAAUGAGAUAUUUUUGGACCAAAAGUCCAAGGUAUAUAUUUCUCCAGAGAAUAAAAUGAAAGAUGACCUUGAGGUAUGAAAAACGGCUUGUUCCGAGGUCAUUGGUGAAAAUUUAAAAUAGAUGCAGUAUAUUGAUAUGUCUGGCAGGACACAAAAACGACUUGAGUUGUAUCUUGAUAUUUUAGUAAUCCCUGGAGAGUUAAAGAUGCUCUCGGGAAUGUAUAAAACUCUGGAAGAGUUAGAACAAGUCGUAUAUAAGGUAUCUUGAACCAGUAACUAGUGAUAUGUUUAUGGCACGGUUCGCCGAUUGUCAUUUUAAUGAGAAUGAAUUUCCAGUGUUAGAGGGAGGAAUUAGAGAAAUUCCUAAAGAUAUUACAUGGUGUACACAAUCGUUGUUACACCUUGACCCCCCUAUGAAUUAAAGAGAACAUGAAAUUCAGGAAAUUGUGCAUUUGCAUAAUUUGGCAAACCAGUUACCAAAUGUGUUCACAGAUACGACAUGAUAUACCUGCUGAAAAUGUUCCAUCAAGAGUUGAUGUUCCUAAAGAACAAACUGAUGGUAGCAAAAUGAAUGAACCUAGGGUUCAGUUAAAGAGGGGGAGACCAGCGGGUUCUAAAGUUAAAAAUCUCCGAAAGAAAAAAAAAUGUUGAGCAAAGCAAAAGGUUUAGGAAGAACCUGAUAUUGAAAGAUGUCUGAAAGAAGACAUAAAUGGAAGGGUUCCAGAAGAACCUAAUACUGAAAAAUGUCUGAAAGAAGGCAUAUAUGAAAAGGUUCAAGAAGAACCAAAUAAAGAUAGCGAUCCAGAUGACGCGAAGGGAACAUAAAACUAUGAGAUUUCCAUCAACUAUGCCCUUGAUGAAAAGUAAUAGAUAAAAGAUGUUGAUGGAAUGUUCUCUUUUUCUGUGUCCAAAGAUAUCGAUCAUGAAAAUGAUGAUCCCGAUCCAAGGUCCAUUUUGGAAUGUUAAAAGACAUGAUUGGGAGGAGUGGCAGAAGGCCAUUCGAAUUGAAUUAUUCUCCCUAAAUAAAAGGAAUGUCUUUGGACCUAUAGUCAUAACGCGUGAGAAUAUAAAUCUUGUUGGGUAUAAGUGGGUAGUCGUGAGAAAAGUAACACGAUAUAAAGCCUGAUUAAUUGCCCAAGGUUUUUCUCAGAGACCGGAAAUUGUUUUUGAGGAAACUUAUUCCCCGGUAAUAGAUGCAAUUACGUUUAGAUUUUUGAUGUGCUUAAUGGCGUUUAAAAAUCUUGAAAUGCAUCUCAUGGACGUUUUGACUGCAUACUUGUAUGGAUCGUUGGAUAACGAUAUAUGUAUGAAACUUCCUGAGGGAUUGAAAAUGCCAGGGGCAUUCAAAGAAAAAAUCCAGGGAGAUUUGAUCGGUCAGUUACAGCGAUCAUUAUACGGAUUAUAAAGAAAUCGUCAUCUGGCUUUGUGAUCAUUGAUGUAUAUGUAGAUGACCUGAGCAUAAUUGGAACGAAAAAAAAGGAGGCUGAUGAUGCUUGAAAUCAUAUGAAAGAGGAGUUCGAAAUGAAAGAUCUCGGAAAAACAAAGUUUUGUCUUGGGCUCCAGAUAGAGCAUCUCCGAGAAAGAAUAAUUGUGCAUCUAUCAAAUCAUACGAAAAGGUUAUUGAAACGCUUUUGUACGAAUAAAGCGACUCUUUUGAGUACUCCAAUGGUAAAUAGAUCUCUCGAUGUUGAAAGAGAUGUUUAAAAGAUCCUGGUAAGAUCUUACAUAAAUAAGUACUUUGGAGAUGUUAAUGGUAAUAAAGCAUAUAUGAGCUUAUAUAUCUUGCGAGUUAUAUUUGAUUAAAUAUAUUUUUUGACACUAAUGUCUUUGCAAGAUACAUCUCAUUUCCUAUUUAUGGAAAUUAGAAUGGCGUCGAGAACAUGUCAGUUCUCUCCGAGGUACGUAUUGAUUCAGAAUUGGUUUAUCAUAGAAACUCCGAGUUUGGUAUGGUUUUGCAGAUACAUGUUAUUUAUAAAGUCGGACGUAAACCGGAUAUGGUUUUACAAUUGGUGGAACCGCGAUCUCUUGACGGUCCCAGAAACAAACUCUGGUUGCGACAUCUUCGAAUCAUGCAGAAACUAUUGCGCUUCACGAAGUAUGUCGAGAAUGUGUGUGGCUUCGGUCAAUGAGUCACCACCUACAAUAAUCAAACAGAAUAGUCAACGAGAAAAAACAGACGAAAAUAUUUAAAGAUAAUUUGGUUUGUGUUGCUCAACUCAAAGAAUGAUAUAUCAAGAGCGACAUAACAAAACACAUAACCAAGAAGUGGACAUUGAAUGUGUACGGUCAUGCGACAAUCUGGCUUACUUGUUCACAAAAGCUUUUCCGACUACAACAUUCCGAAAAUACGUCUAUGGUAUCAGAAUGCAGCAUUUGCGUGACCUAUGAUGAGAAAUCUAUGUCUACUAUUUUUAUGAGGAGAUAAUAGCAGUGUAUUUUUUUUCUUGUCAUGGUUUUUGUCCUAAUGGAUUUUUCUGUGAUCAGGUUUUUAACGAGGCAAUACGUAAUACAAGUCGGAUAAUCGAGGGAGUGUGUUAAAAAAUAAUAUCAAAUGAGAUGAUUAUCCUCUCGGUAAAUUUGACCGACUCGACAUAUUAUUAUAUGUAUUUCUUCUCAGAAAUAUCUGAGUUUGACCGACUCAUUUUCUGUAUAAAUAGUGGUCUUGUGUUAUAGAAAAGAUGAUCAAUCAAGAAUUAUAGUUUCAUCUCUCUUUCUACGUUCAUUUCACACACCCAUACUAAAUAUAUAUCUAUCCUCUUUAUCACUCGUCGUCUUCUCCAAUUUUCGCAUAUAUACAUAAGACAAUAAUAAUACUAUAAUAAAACUAUAACCCUUGCCUUUUAUGUACAACAGUCAAUUUUAUUUAGCUUUUUGGAAUCUUGCUUCCUUGUUUCUCCAAAUUAACAAAGUCAGAUUCAAUUGUUAGGCAACAUCUCUUACACUCCGUCCAAGCACAAUAUUUAGAUUCCAUGCUCUUUUCAAUAAUAAAUAAAAACAUGAUUAAUGCAUGCCAAUGUAUGUAUUAUUCUAUGUUGCAUGGAAACUCGGUUGAAGGUCCGUUUCAUGUUUCUGAAUCUCUCGGAAACACAUUUGAAACUUGUUACUUAAAAAGCUCAGUUUCGAAACUUAGCGAAAACUUGCGUUUAUGUUUUGGAAACUCGUGUUUCUAUUCUGAAAACGCUAGAAAUUUUCAAUUGGUUAUGACUCGUUGUUAUGAUUUUUAUUUUAGUUAAACUAUUUAAUAUUUAAGUACCGAAUUUUUGUUAUUUUGAAAUUUUUAUAUGAUUUUAAUGUUUAAUGAUGAAAUUUUUAUACGAUUGUGGACGACUUGGAUGAAGAAGAAGAAGAAGAUGAAGGUCCUGUGAUCUAUGAGGACAAGGACAGCGAUGAAGAAGAAGGAGGAGCAGGAGCAGAGGAAGCAAUGGAGACAGAUGAAGAGGGAGACGAAUCAGACGAUGAAGAUGCUGAUGGUGUCAAUAGUUUUGAAGAUUUUGACGACAUGAGCGAUUGACAAGACUUCCUUAAAACGGAAAGAGUUUUGAUUUGUGUGAGGCAUAUUUGAUUGUUAGAUGUUAUGAAGGUACAAGUCUCGGCACGAAUUUUGUAAUACGCAAUGUUUCUAUCAGUUGGACUUUGUCCUGACAAAGAGUUUAUUUUUUCUUAAAAAAUUUUGACGGCAAUAUGAAAAGUAUAGAAUUUACAAUUUCCAAUAAGUUAAAUAAACCCAUUUCGAAUCAUUUACAAUUUUAAUAAAGUAAUAAAGCUCAUAGUGAUGAAGUUCAUUAUCUCAGUUUGCUUUUGGUCCAUUAAAAGCAUGGUGAGUCACAGAGUGAACAGAGUGAUUUUUUGCUUUGGAGGAUCCCACUUUGGUGGGUGUGAUCACAAGACCAAAAGCAUGGCCUUCUUUCAAAGGUCAGAGCAAUCAGAUUAUGAGAAAGCUGUCAGGUCUAGAAUGGUGGAAAUUGGUUAUGGAAGAGCAGAUAAUUAAUAGAGGGACUUUUCUCGUUGCACAAAGCGUAACAAAAGAAAAGAGCGUUGGUGAUAGAGUUUAGAUAUAUGAAACUCUAAGAACACUCGCUUAUAAUUCCAAUAGAAAUGAAUAAAGCUUUGAGUAUGAAACAAACUAGACUCUCAUGGCGAUUCCAGCUUGAAGCAACGAGAGAGAUAGACUCAUAGCGUCUAAAUAAUCAACAUCAAAGCAUAAAAAAACAGAAUGAACAACAAUUCUAUUAUUAAAGAAACGAUGAUUCGUAACGGCAAAGACCCUUUUUCCAUCCGCAGAUUUUCUUUUUCAUUUAACUUGCGAUUCAACGUCUCUUGCCACGUCAUCCUUGCUCUGUUUCUCAACUCUGUAAUUAUUCUUUCUCACGUAAGCCUUAUGGUACCUAUCAGUUUGACACAAUCUUAUGUGGUGCAAGGUGCUCCUAGAUGGCUGGCGAUUUAUAUAUGCAUGCCACAUCCCACCACUUCACUCCAGAAUGAGACGCGUCGCCAGAUGUAGCUUUGUGAGAUAGGGAAUGCUGCCAGCCCAUCCAUGAUUUGUGCAUGGUAUAGAAAACGAUGGAUCAUAAAUGCGAGAAGCCUUGAAAAAUAGAGCACAACUGAAGAACAAUUUGUCUAUAUGGCGAGCGGACAGAAUGAGGAGUUCAGUGUGAAGGCCGGCCAAAACGUGGGCCAAGCACAAGUCAGUGGUCUAUAGUUCAGUUUCCCCAUUACUUGUCACUUUUUUAUUAAUAGAAGUGUAAAAAAUGAAAAUUCUUAUGUUUGAUAUCAAGUGAAGAGGGAUGAUUAGAAAGUGGACAACAACACCAACUCUUCUCAAACUUCUGGCUUUCUCCAGCAGAAAGGGGAGAAGGUGAAGAGCAUGGCUCAAAGAGCAUCAGAGGCAGUGAAGAACAAACUGGGGAUGAACAGUGACAACGACAAUGAUUAUAAGAACAAGAACCCUUUGGACAGGAAUAAUCCUAACAACACAACCUGUCCAAGCAUGCCUGGUCAUCUUCCUUCCGAUAUUUAACUUUGUUUUCUUCACAAAACGCAUCUUUUCGAAUUCCACUAGACUCUCUGUAAUAACAAUAAAAGGGAUCCACACAAUACAUUCAACCCAACACAUGUUCAAACCUGGCUUCAGUCUUUGGAAUUCAAAAUAAAAAAGAAGACAUGUUGAGACUUUGGUUAUAGUCUUCGGAAUGAUCUUUCUAUCUCAAAAACCGGUUUACACUUAGGUAGUUCCACCCCAGCCCAGGCCAGCUACUGUUCUUUUCACAUGUUUUGAUGGUAGACAUUGCAAGUGCAUUCAUUGGAUCAACAAACUUCUUUAGCAGAGGAUCAUCAUUAUUGCCGCAUCUCAUCUGACACGAGCACCACCACAUUCACCGCCUGCAUCAACAGUACCUACAAUGCUUUCCUCACAAGAUUCCGUGCUCCUUUCAUGUCAUCUCUCUCUUUAUCGCUUAUAUGGCUGGAAUCACCGUAUGCUCCAUCAGUGGAAGGAUUCCCUCAAUCAAUGGAAUUUUCAGAGACGUUUCAGUUUGUUUGUCAGAGAUCUGCAACAGGGGAUGGUGAUGAUGAUAUUCUCAAAUUUACAGAAAAUGCAGAAAACAGGUUAGGGUAGACAUGAAAGCUGAGAAAAGCUCCCACUAACACAUAAACAAGUACCAUCAAAAACCAAACAAAAAGAGAAAAAGAGUUGUUUUGGUGGAGAAACAUGUAGAGAGAAGUAAAAAUACAUUUAGUAUGGAACAUUUCUAAACUUCUAUUUCGUCCCACAUCGGUUUCUUGACUCAAAAUUGUGUUGUUUAUAUAAGUCCUUCAAACAGUUACUGUACGUCGAGCUCAGUAACAAGGGCUUGUGACCCAUGUGGGGACAACAAGUUGGUUGAACACUGGCUCGGUCCACAGGUCGGAUCUGUUGUGGCACUGUUCUGGGCUGCCCAGUCCAAGCCGAGAGUGAACCGUGUGUGUUGAGCGAAGGCUUGGCUCAGGCGGUUCCUAAAGUGGAGGGCAAUGCGCUAGGCUGGUUUCACAGAGCAGCGAUCACCUCCCUCUUUCGGUAGUGGACGGAUCACGGCUUAACGUCACUCAGGUUCACCAUGGCCUGCUGGCUCGUACCCAGCUGGACAACCAUUUUUUUUUGUUAACCAAGUUUCAUCUCCUCCAUUAUUAUUUUUUUUUCACAUUUUUUUCCUUUCAUCAAAUUCAGUUGAUACGGAAAAUGCAGUAACGCUGAUAAAAUCUGAUUAAAAACAAAAAUGAUUCGCAGUCAAAUUAGCCUAUCACGUAUGUUAAAAAAUGAUUCAACGGCUCUGCCUAAAAUGCAUUAGUUCGGUUUGGAGUUAGGUUAGAUGCUAACUUAAGCAACAUGAUCUCUUCUUAACCCUUGUUAUUUUACUAAUCUUCUUGGUUCAAAAUUAGGCGGGAAGGGUUAUCGGAGCGGUGACAAUGGGGAGGAGAGGGCGUGUGAGUUAAGUUAAUCUCCGACGCUUAAACCGUAAUUCUCGCCUUGUAAACAAAAUAAACAAUAUUAUGAAAAAAUGGUCAAUGUUAAAAGACAAUAUCAAAUGGGAUUAUUAUCCUCUCGGUAAAUUUGACCGACUUGACAUAUUAUUAUAUGUAUUUCUUCUCAGAACUAUCUGAGUAUUUCCUCUCUUUCUACGUUCAUUUCACACACUCAUGCUAAAUAUAUAUCUAUCCUCUUUAUCACUCGUUGUCUUCUCCACUUUUCACAUAUGUACAUAAGACAAUAAUAAUACUAUAAUAUAACUAUAACCAUCGCCUAUUAUUUACAACACGUUAUCAGCACGACCUCUCAUAUACCGGUAAAAUCCAUCAAUCCGGAAGUUCUAACCAAUCAAAGCUUGUCAGUCCGAAAGUUCUUAAACCAGCCGAGGUAAUGUUUAAAUUUAUGUAUUUCAAUAUAUUUGAUUUAUUUAAAUUUUAUUAUUAUUCUGAAGUAAGAGGCUAGACCCUCUCUGUUUAUUUUUCGGGAUGAUAGGCACUGCAUUUCCCGACUGAUCGUUAUGGUAGGCUAUGCCUUCACGAUCAGAGAAACACGUGAUAGACUUUGCCUCCGUGAAUAAAAAGAAAAGGUCAAAAAUGGUAGACUAAGUCUCCUCGGACCUUGAAAUAAGUAAAAAUCAAAAUAGUAGACCAUGUCUCCUCGGACUUUGAAAAAUAAUGAUUAAUAUGGUAGUCUAUGAUUCCUCGGAUCAUGUGAUAGGGUAAGCCUCCCGAUUUUAUUUAUGUAAUUUAAUUUUUGUCUUUAUUUUAAGCCUUUAAUUUCUGAAUUUAAAUUAUGCAUUUAAAUUCCCGUUUAUAUAUAUUAUUAUUCUAUGAAUAUCAUAUCGAAUUUGAUAGAGCUCAAAAUAAAUGCCCAAUUUUUUACCCCGAAUAAAAUUAAAGAAAAAAAUAAAUUAAUGAAAGUUUUCUUUAUGAAUCACUUCCGAACGGUAUGGUUCGAUUUUGUUUAGAUACUAAAGAUUUUUUUUUUUAAUUUUAGAUCAUGCUUCUGAAAAGAUUCGACAUAUUUUUGUAUAGGUAUACCUAUAGGAGAAAAAAUGUAAAAAUUUUAGUAAGUUCUUAGGUAUUAAGUUAAUCGGAGAAUAUUACGAGAAAUAUAAGAUCUGGGCAGUGGGUGCAGAGAUGCAUCUGAAUGAAAAUGAGCUUUUAGAAAUCAUCGAUAUAUAAACUAUAUCUGAUGAGAAAAGGGUAAAGCCAUGAUAAUUUACACUACUUCAGUGAUGGUUUAUAAAAUGAGGUGUAUCAUGAGUAUCAUGAGAAAGAUCAAGAAGGUCUUUGAGUAAUUAAAUCUUUCAAAGAAAGGAUUCGCCAAUUUGUUGGAGUUGAUGUAAAUCCUCCAUAAAAUUUUAAAAGAAAAAAACUCAUGAUACUAAACCAUCAUGUACGUCCUACUAGAAAAUGACGAAGGUAUGGAUGCGGUAGAAACCGCUAUCGUGGUCGUAGAAGAGGACGAGGAAGAAGAUUCCGUCCAUGUGAAAUAAUUAGAACUUCCACGAAAAAUGAAAGUGGUCGGAUGAUAAAAGGCAAACAGAAAAUGUUUGUUAUAGAUACGACCAGAAAGAAAAUUGGGUACAUAGUUAUCGUACACUCAUCUCUUAUGAGCCCAGACCAUCUUUUCAUGGCUUGAAUACUCAUCUUGAUGAUUCAGAUUUUCUGGUUGGUCCAGAAAAUAAAAAUAAAAUAUCGAUGCGAUAUGAAAAUUAUUUUUCUGAAGAAAUUUUGAGAUUCCGGAUGGAGAUAGACAUACUUGGCAGAUAUUUGGUCAUCGUACAUGGUAACAAAUAUCUAUUUUUUCUCAAAAUAAAUAAGUAUAGUAUUUAGUAAUAUAAACAUAUUAUUGGCUCUAGAAGAGCUUAUGAUGAAAAGACAUGCAUAAGAAGAAGAUGACAAAAUUAUAAAUAAGUGGUAAACCUAAAGUUUACUGAUAUAUGACCAUCUCCAAUAAUGUUAUCAACAUUAUUGUGAAAUGUUGAAAAAUUAGAAGUUUUUCACAUAUAGCAUGUCAAGAAAAUAAAGGAAACCAUCAUGGGUGAUGAAUCAUCAAACAAGUUCACUAUAUGUGAUUUCUUUAAGCAGACCCCAAAUUAAGAUCUCACUCUAAAGGAUUUGAAACAUAAUUCAUCCCAAAUGGGAAAAGUGAAUAUGUUAUUGGUUCUAGAGUGAGAUUAGAUUUUAGACAUGGAGUGUCAUCAUCUCGAGGGGGAGAAUUAAAGAAUCGUAGUAAGUGGAACAUUGAAAAAAUUAUGUUCGCACUCGAAAAAGAACUUGAUAAAGUAAAUUCAAGUAAGAUGAUCCCCAUGAUCGGGUGUAAAAAUGCAGUUGUGCAUGUAAUAAAGACAUAUACAAUCCAAAAGGAUAAAGUAUAUGGAUAAUUAGAAAUAUGCUCGCAAGUUUGUUAGAAACAUAUGAUAAGCUGAUGGAAUGAGAUAUGUAAAUCCAUUUACAAAAUGCAUGCCAGACAUUUUGAUGAAAUAAUGAAAUCUCAUAUUCCUGCUGAAAAUGCUCCAAUAAUAAAAUGUGUCAUAAGCGGAUGAUAUAUGAGUCUAUGUCACGCUAGAGACGUGAUAGACCACUUUGGUUCCAAAGAAUCCUUGAAAAGGAGCAAAUAUAUGAAUAGAGGAUGAAUCUCAUGAUGAGGCCGUUGAUAUGGUUAAUAUAAUAGUCAGGUACCUGGGUAAAUCAUUGAUGAUGAUAAAAAGAUCUCGAUUAACCAUAUCAGUACGGAUAAAAAGAUGGAAACCAAAGAGAAAAUAGAUUGUCGACAAGAAAAUGAAAAAAAUCGCUAUAUAAAUAAGGAUUAUGAAUCUACCUCUAUGUAUGAGGGUAGAGUGAAUUGAUUGGCCAUCAAUUCGAUGUAAAGCUCGUUAGAAAAAUGAGAUAUUUUUGGACCAAAAGUCCAAGGUAUAUAUUUCUCCAGAGAAUAAAAUGAAAGAUGACCUUGAGGUAUGAAAAACGGCUUGUUCCGAGGUCAUUGGUGAAAAUUUAAAAUAGAUGCAGUAUAUUGAUAUGUCUGGCAGGACACAAAAACGACUUGAGUUGUAUCUUGAUAUUUUAGUAAUCCCUGGAGAGUUAAAGAUGCUCUCGGGAAUGUAUAAAACUCUGGAAGAGUUAGAACAAGUCGUAUAUAAGGUAUCUUGAACCAGUAACUAGUGAUAUGUUUAUGGCACGGUUCGCCGAUUGUCAUUUUAAUGAGAAUGAAUUUCCAGUGUUAGAGGGAGGAAUUAGAGAAAUUCCUAAAGAUAUUACAUGGUGUACACAAUCGUUGUUACACCUUGACCCCCCUAUGAAUUAAAGAGAACAUGAAAUUCAGGAAAUUGUGCAUUUGCAUAAUUUGGCAAACCAGUUACCAAAUGUGUUCACAGAUACGACAUGAUAUACCUGCUGAAAAUGUUCCAUCAAGAGUUGAUGUUCCUAAAGAACAAACUGAUGGUAGCAAAAUGAAUGAACCUAGGGUUCAGUUAAAGAGGGGGAGACCAGCGGGUUCUAAAGUUAAAAAUCUCCGAAAGAAAAAAAAAUGUUGAGCAAAGCAAAAGGUUUAGGAAGAACCUGAUAUUGAAAGAUGUCUGAAAGAAGACAUAAAUGGAAGGGUUCCAGAAGAACCUAAUACUGAAAAAUGUCUGAAAGAAGGCAUAUAUGAAAAGGUUCAAGAAGAACCAAAUAAAGAUAGCGAUCCAGAUGACGCGAAGGGAACAUAAAACUAUGAGAUUUCCAUCAACUAUGCCCUUGAUGAAAAGUAAUAGAUAAAAGAUGUUGAUGGAAUGUUCUCUUUUUCUGUGUCCAAAGAUAUCGAUCAUGAAAAUGAUGAUCCCAAUCCAAGGUCCAUUUUGGAAUGUUAAAAGACAUGAUUGGGAGGAGUGGCAGAAGGCCAUUCGAAUUGAAUUAUUCUCCCUAAAUAAAAGGAAUGUCUUUGGACCUAUAGUCAUAACGCGUGAGAAUAUAAAUCUUGUUGGGUAUAAGUGGGUAGUCGUGAGAAAAGUAACACGAUAUAAAGCCUGAUUAAUUGCCCAAGGUUUUUCUCAGAGACCGGGAAUUGUUUUUGAGGAAACUUAUUCCCCGGUAAUAGAUGCAAUUACGUUUAGAUUUUUGAUGUGCUUAAUGGCGUUUAAAAAUCUUGAAAUGCAUCUCAUGGACGUUUUGACUGCAUACUUGUAUGGAUCGUUGGAUAACGAUAUAUGUAUGAAACUUCCUGAGGGAUUGAAAAUGCCAGGGGCAUUCAAAGAAAAAAUCCAGGGAGAUUUGAUCGGUCAGUUACAGCGAUCAUUAUACGGAUUAUAAAGAAAUCGUCAUCUGGCUUUGUGAUCAUUGAUGUAUAUGUAGAUGACCUGAGCAUAAUUGGAACGAAAAAAAAGGAGGCUGAUGAUGCUUGAAAUCAUAUGAAAGAGGAGUUCGAAAUGAAAGAUCUCGGAAAAACAAAGUUUUGUCUUGGGCUCCAGAUAGAGCAUCUCCGAGAAAGAAUAAUUGUGCAUCUAUCAAAUCAUACGAAAAGGUUAUUGAAACGCUUUUGUACGAAUAAAGCGACUCUUUUGAGUACUCCAAUGGUAAAUAGAUCUCUCGAUGUUGAAAGAGAUGUUUAAAAGAUCCUGGUAAGAUCUUACAUAAAUAAGUACUUUGGAGAUGUUAAUGGUAAUAAAGCAUAUAUGAGCUUAUAUAUCUUGCGAGUUAUAUUUGAUUAAAUAUAUUUUUUGACACUAAUGUCUUUGCAAGAUACAUCUCAUUUCCUAUUUAUGGAAAUUAGAAUGGCGUCGAGAACAUGUCAGUUCUCUCCGAGGUACGUAUUGAUUCAGAAUUGGUUUAUCAUAGAAACUCCGAGUUUGGUAUGGUUUUGCAGAUACAUGUUAUUUAUAAAGUCGGACGUAAACCGGAUAUGGUUUUACAAUUGGUGGAACCGCGAUCUCUUGACGGUCCCAGAAACAAACUCUGGUUGCGACAUCUUCGAAUCAUGCAGAAACUAUUGCGCUUCACGAAGUAUGUCGAGAAUGUGUGUGGCUUCGGUCAAUGAGUCACCACCUACAAUAAUCAAACAGAAUAGUCAACGAGAAAAAACAGACGAAAAUAUUUAAAGAUAAUUUGGUUUGUGUUGCUCAACUCAAAGAAUGAUAUAUCAAGAGCGACAUAACAAAACACAUAACCAAGAAGUGGACAUUGAAUGUGUACGGUCAUGCGACAAUCUGGCUUACUUGUUCACAAAAGCUUUUCCGACUACAACAUUCCGAAAAUACGUCUAUGGUAUCAGAAUGCAGCAUUUGCGUGACCUAUGAUGAGAAAUCUAUGUCUACUAUUUUUAUGAGGAGAUAAUAGCAGUGUAUUUUUUUUCUUGUCAUGGUUUUUGUCCUAAUGGAUUUUUCUGUGAUCAGGUUUUUAACGAGGCAAUACGUAAUACAAGUCGGAUAAUCGAGGGAGUGUGUUAAAAAAUAAUAUCAAAUGAGAUGAUUAUCCUCUCGGUAAAUUUGACCGACUCGACAUAUUAUUAUAUGUAUUUCUUCUCAGAAAUAUCUGAGUUUGACCGACUCAUUUUCUGUAUAAAUAGUGGUCUUGUGUUAUAGAAAAGAUGAUCAAUCAAGAAUUAUAGUUUCAUCUCUCUUUCUACGUUCAUUUCACACACCCAUACUAAAUAUAUAUCUAUCCUCUUUAUCACUCGUCGUCUUCUCCAAUUUUCGCAUAUAUACAUAAGACAAUAAUAAUACUAUAAUAAAACUAUAACCCUUGCCUUUUAUGUACAACAGUCAAUUUUAUUUAGCUUUUUGGAAUCUUGCUUCCUUGUUUCUCCAAAUUAACAAAGUCAGAUUCAAUUGUUAGGCAACAUCUCUUACACUCCGUCCAAGCACAAUAUUUAGAUUCCAUGCUCUUUUCAAUAAUAAAUAAAAACAUGAUUAAUGCAUGCCAAUGUAUGUAUUAUUCUAUGUUGCAUGGAAACUCGGUUGAAGGUCCGUUUCAUGUUUCUGAAUCUCUCGGAAACACAUUUGAAACUUGUUACUUAAAAAGCUCAGUUUCGAAACUUAGCGAAAACUUGCGUUUAUGUUUUGGAAACUCGUGUUUCUAUUCUGAAAACGCUAGAAAUUUUCAAUUGGUUAUGACUCGUUGUUAUGAUUUUUAUUUUAGUUAAACUAUUUAAUAUUUAAGUACCGAAUUUUUGUUAUUUUGAAAUUUUUAUAUGAUUUUAAUGUUUAAUGAUGAAAUUUUUAUACGAUUGUGGACGACUUGGAUGAAGAAGAAGAAGAAGAUGAAGGUCCUGUGAUCUAUGAGGACAAGGACAGCGAUGAAGAAGAAGGAGGAGCAGGAGCAGAGGAAGCAAUGGAGACAGAUGAAGAGGGAGACGAAUCAGACGAUGAAGAUGCUGAUGGUGUCAAUAGUUUUGAAGAUUUUGACGACAUGAGCGAUUGACAAGACUUCCUUAAAACGGAAAGAGUUUUGAUUUGUGUGAGGCAUAUUUGAUUGUUAGAUGUUAUGAAGGUACAAGUCUCGGCACGAAUUUUGUAAUACGCAAUGUUUCUAUCAGUUGGACUUUGUCCUGACAAAGAGUUUAUUUUUUCUUAAAAAAUUUUGACGGCAAUAUGAAAAGUAUAGAAUUUACAAUUUCCAAUAAGUUAAAUAAACCCAUUUCGAAUCAUUUACAAUUUUAAUAAAGUAAUAAAGCUCAUAGUGAUGAAGUUCAUUAUCUCAGUUUGCUUUUGGUCCAUUAAAAGCAUGGUGAAUCACAGAGUGAACAGAGUGAUUUUUUGCUUUGGAGGAUCCCACUUUGGUGGGUGUGAUCACAAGACCAAAAGCAUGGCCUUCUUUCAAAGGUCAGAGCAAUCAGAUUAUGAGAAAGCUGUCAGGUCUAGAAUGGUGGAAAUUGGUUAUGGAAGAGCAGAUAAUUAAUAGAGGGACUUUUCUCGUUGCACAAAGCGUAACAAAAGAAAAGAGCGUUGGUGAUAGAGUUUAGAUAUAUGAAACUCUAAGAACACUCGCUUAUAAUUCCAAUAGAAAUGAAUAAAGCUUUGAGUAUGAAACAAACUAGACUCUCAUGGCGAUUCCAGCUUGAAGCAACGAGAGAGAUAGACUCAUAGCGUCUAAAUAAUCAACAUCAAAGCAUAAAAAAACAGAAUGAACAACAAUUCUAUUAUUAAAGAAACGAUGAUUCGUAACGGCAAAGACCCUUUUUCCAUCCGCAGAUUUUCUUUUUCAUUUAACUUGCGAUUCAACGUCUCUUGCCACGUCAUCCUUGCUCUGUUUCUCAACUCUGUAAUUAUUCUUUCUCACGUAAGCCUUAUGGUACCUAUCAGUUUGACACAAUCUUAUGUGGUGCAAGGUGCUCCUAGAUGGCUGGCGAUUUAUAUAUGCAUGCCACAUCCCACCACUUCACUCCAGAAUGAGACGCGUCGCCAGAUGUAGCUUUGUGAGAUAGGGAAUGCUGCCAGCCCAUCCAUGAUUUGUGCAUGGUAUAGAAAACGAUGGAUCAUAAAUGCGAGAAGCCUUGAAAAAUAGAGCACAACUGAAGAACAAUUUGUCUAUAUGGCGAGCGGACAGAAUGAGGAGUUCAGUGUGAAGGCCGGCCAAAACGUGGGCCAAGCACAAGUCAGUGGUCUAUAGUUCAGUUUCCCCAUUACUUGUCACUUUUUUAUUAAUAGAAGUGUAAAAAAUGAAAAUUCUUAUGUUUGAUAUCAAGUGAAGAGGGAUGAUUAGAAAGUGGACAACAACACCAACUCUUCUCAAACUUCUGGCUUUCUCCAGCAGAAAGGGGAGAAGGUGAAGAGCAUGGCUCAAAGAGCAUCAGAGGCAGUGAAGAACAAACUGGGGAUGAACAGUGACAACGACAAUGAUUAUAAGAACAAGAACCCUUUGGACAGGAAUAAUCCUAACAACACAACCUGUCCAAGCAUGCCUGGUCAUCUUCCUUCCGAUAUUUAACUUUGUUUUCUUCACAAAACGCAUCUUUUCGAAUUCCACUAGACUCUCUGUAAUAACAAUAAAAGGGAUCCACACAAUACAUUCAACCCAACACAUGUUCAAACCUGGCUUCAGUCUUUGGAAUUCAAAAUAAAAAAGAAGACAUGUUGAGACUUUGGUUAUAGUCUUCGGAAUGAUCUUUCUAUCUCAAAAACCGGUUUACACUUAGGUAGUUCCACCCCAGCCCAGGCCAGCUACUGUUCUUUUCACAUGUUUUGAUGGUAGACAUUGCAAGUGCAUUCAUUGGAUCAACAAACUUCUUUAGCAGAGGAUCAUCAUUAUUGCCGCAUCUCAUCUGACACGAGCACCACCACAUUCACCGCCUGCAUCAACAGUACCUACAAUGCUUUCCUCACAAGAUUCCGUGCUCCUUUCAUGUCAUCUCUCUCUUUAUCGCUUAUAUGGCUGGAAUCACCGUAUGCUCCAUCAGUGGAAGGAUUCCCUCAAUCAAUGGAAUUUUCAGAGACGUUUCAGUUUGUUUGUCAGAGAUCUGCAACAGGGGAUGGUGAUGAUGAUAUUCUCAAAUUUACAGAAAAUGCAGAAAACAGGUUAGGGUAGACAUGAAAGCUGAGAAAAGCUCCCACUAACACAUAAACAAGUACCAUCAAAAACCAAACAAAAAGAGAAAAAGAGUUGUUUUGGUGGAGAAACAUGUAGAGAGAAGUAAAAAUACAUUUAGUAUGGAACAUUUCUAAACUUCUAUUUCGUCCCACAUCGGUUUCUUGACUCAAAAUUGUGUUGUUUAUAUAAGUCCUUCAAACAGUUACUGUACGUCGAGCUCAGUAACAAGGGCUUGUGACCCAUGUGGGGACAACAAGUUGGUUGAACACUGGCUCGGUCCACAGGUCGGAUCUGUUGUGGCACUGUUCUGGGCUGCCCAGUCCAAGCCGAGAGUGAACCGUGUGUGUUGAGCGAAGGCUUGGCUCAGGCGGUUCCUAAAGUGGAGGGCAAUGCGCUAGGCUGGUUUCACAGAGCAGCGAUCACCUCCCUCUUUCGGUAGUGGACGGAUCACGGCUUAACGUCACUCAGGUUCACCAUGGCCUGCUGGCUCGUACCCAGCUGGACAACCAUUUU